This is a messenger RNA of Arachis stenosperma, 3274 nucleotides long. RefSeq names its product zinc finger CCCH domain-containing protein 43-like. The record is from RefSeq and is a predicted model, not a curated record. The transcript has 7 exons. Gene Ontology annotation, molecular function: mRNA binding; metal ion binding. Bases 1339 to 2664 code for a protein of 441 amino acids. Lineage: Eukaryota; Viridiplantae; Streptophyta; Magnoliopsida; Fabales; Fabaceae.
UGUGGGAGAUAUUAUCCGAAAAAGUUGACUAGUCUCAUAGCUAGUUUAAGGAAGAGGUUCUUGCAUGGUGCAUUUACAUUUGUGAGUGGGGGUAACUAAUCGGUAUAAUUGAUGAAUUAAUUAGCACACUAUUCCAUAACACCUACCUAUUAAUAGCCUAAUUUUCUUCUACUUCCGUAUUCUUCACCUUUUUGGUUCCCACUGCUCCUGCUGUUUUCCACUUUUCCUUCUUUCCUAAGCAAAUUCAGCUACUUCUUAUUCUUCUUCUUUCCCAAAGCAGUUAUGGGAAAUCUGCAAACAAAAUGGGCAGCGAGUACAGUCCAACCCUCUGAGUCCAAUUCAGCUUCUUCUUCUUCUUCUUUGUUUACCAAUGGCAGUGGUCAACAACAACCACCCCAGCCUCCACGGGCUCCUCUUUCUUCUCCCUCUGAUCACCAUCAAACGUCCCAGGAAGGUGCCCUCUGCGGGGACCUUAAGGGCAAACUAGAAUUGAAGGGUGAAGGGUGAAGGGCGAGUGGGUGUUGAAGCUCUGGAUCAAGUUUUAAACUUUGGUCAACAGGGUGUUAAUGGUGAUGAUCGGGAUAUUGAGGGCUCGGAGAGGAAUAGUUGGGAAGAUGAUUAUGUGAAUGGAAGUGUUUAUGAUGGCAACUGCGUUGGAGCUGAGAAGAGAAAAAAGAGAGGCGCUGGUCGGCAAACGAAGGUCUUUUUCUUUUUUCUUGGCUCUUUCUUCUAGGCAUUAUUGAUUUUUUAGAAUGUUAGUGAUGCAUACGAUUUGAUCAUUUGUUUUGUUUUUUGGGCCACUUGUCUUUUGUGAUAUUUUGUUAUUUUGUUAUCAACUUUAUCAAUUGAAUCUUCAAACAGUGAAGAAGCCGAAAAGGGCAUUGCCUUAGCCAAAGAGGUAACACUAGUAUUUUUGUUCAUCAUGCAAUCAUGACAUUUUUUAAAUAUAGAGCAAAGGGAUUUAAACACAUUAAGCUGCUACAAUGCUCAGAAAAUCAACGCUUCCUAAUUUCAGCAUUGAAAUGCAUAGUAAUAAAUUUGAUAUCUUGGUUAUCAUAUUUUAAACUGUCGAUUUGAGUUUGUUUUCCUAUAUGGCAUUGUUUAAUUACUUCUGUAAAUUUCAAAAUUUUCCCUUGUUGAUUCCUUGUAAAAGGAGUCACUACGGAUAAAAUGGUAGAAAAGUAGUACUUCGAAAUGGAUUUUGAUCCAUUUAACAUAAUAUAUCUGUACAAUUAGCCAGCAUCUCCUAUGGUGAUUGAAUUUGAGUAGCCAGUUAAAAUCUCAUAUCUCGUUAUUCUGUCAAAAGAUUCGCAAUUUAACAAUUUUGAUGUUCUAACAAUGCAUUAUAAGGUUGCUAAGGAGCAGUCACAAGAAAGACAAGAACCAUCAGAAAGAUCCGGCCAAACAGAAUGCAAGUAUUAUCCAUCACUACCAGCUGCAGAACUGAACUUUCUUGACCUGCCUAUCCGUCCGGGAGAGAAAGAUUGUGCCUAUUACAUGCAACAUGGGUCAUGUAAGUUUGGAGAAAACUGCAAGUAUAAUCAUCCUGACCCGACAACUGGAGGAUGCGAUCCUCCUCCUAUGUAUGAUAAUGUAGGAUCUAUUUCAUUCAGUGGUGUACUGCAACAGUCUGCAUCAUCAGUCUCUUCUCCAGGAAUAGUAAACAAAACUUCUCCUUUUCUGCCAAUGAUGCUUUCGCCUACUCAAGUUUCUCCUCAAGAUUCCGAUUGGAAUGCAUAUCAUUAUCAGGCACCUAUAUGCCCAUGUGUGAUGAGUAUGCAUCCACCUACACAUGUCAAGAACUACCCAGCUAUCGAAACUAACGCUUAUACGCCCCAACAAAAUCAGAUCCAAGUUGGAGUUGAUGAGUUUGCAGAAAUACCUGGGGAUUCUAAGCCUAAAUCCAAACGUAAAUCUCGCUGUAAGAAGAAUAAGCUUGCAAGUUUACCUCCAUGCAAUCUCAAUGACAAGGGCCUACUUUUGAGACCGGCACCGAUCUGCCCAUCUACGAUGAGUAUGCAUCCACCUAAAUAUGUCAUGAACAACUCAACAAUCAAAACAACCGCUUAUACGCCCCGACAAAAGCAGAUCCAAGAUGGAGUUGAUGAGUUUGCAAAAAUACCUGAAGAUUCUAAGUCUAAAUCCAAAGGUAAAUCUCGCCGUCAGAAGAAUAAGCUUGCAAAUUUACCUCCAAGCACUCUCAAUGACAAGGGCCUACUUUUGAGAACUGCACCUAUCAAGCCAUCUGUGAUGGGUAUACAUCCACCUACACAUGUCAUGAAUAACCCAGCAAUCAAAACAAAAGCUUCUACGCCCCGACAAAAGCAGAUGCAAGUUGGAGUUGAUGAGCUUGCAGAAAUACCUGGGGAUUCCAAGUCUAAAUCCAAACGUAAAUCUCACCGUCAGAAGAAUAAGCUUGCAAGUGUACCUCCAUGCACUCUCAAUAACAAGGGCCUGCCUCUGAAACCUGACAAGAGUGCAUGCCCCGAAUACACUUGCCUCGGAAUAUGCAAGUUUGGAGCAGGUUGUAAGUUUGCCCACCCAUCAAACCCUCCACCGCCGUUGACAAUCCAUUCAGUUUAUCAGCAAUCCUACACAAACUCAGCUGGUGUUGAGGUGGCUUGGAUGGGUUCAAGUGAUCCCACAAUUCAGCAAACUCUCUAAACUUUCUUUGUCAAGGACCUUCCUUCCUACCUAUGAGGAUUCAUGCAACUCACAAUGUGCAAUUUGUUCGUACAUUCUUCCUCUGGGCCUCUUUUGAAUUCCAACACAAGUAAUCUAUAAAUGUCAAACAUAUAUUUAUAGGGUGAGAUCGUAGGAGAGAAUAUUUGGCAGAUUUGAGGGGGAAAAAGGCACUUCUAAGAAUGUUAUUAUGAUUAGGGAAUGAUUUUGCCAUGGGAAGGGGAUGUUCCCCUUAUGAAAAGAUAGAAUCAUAGAACUAUUACUACUGCUAUCAACCUUCUUUGCUUGCCUCUAAGUAUCAAAAGGUAUAUUAUAUAAGUUAUUUCCGGAAAUUUGAUGUGCUUACCAAAUGCUUUAAGAACCACCAAAAUAUCUUAACACAUGCAUAGGAAAAAGCCAUUGGUGGAGAUAGCAUUUUUUGUAAAAUCUUAAUGGGAGGAAGGAAACAUUGAAAAAGCCCAGUUCCUCUAGGAUAUCCGUUUUUGGUUUUUCUUCUAAGCAGAGCGCUAUGCAUUUCUUUGUUUCCGCUCACUUGGAUUAGUGCCUGGUUAUUUAGUUGGGCUUUUAUGAAUUGCCUAAUUAUUAUUGGAAG